CUGUAGAGGGUAUUGAGAGACUGUAGUGUGUGAGAGAGAGUGUGUUUGGUGCUGUGCAGUGUGUGCUGCUGCUGUUGUAACUCCAGCUCCAGGCAAGCUGCUGCCCUAACAAACCUCAUGGCCACAUACUGAUGACCAGGAACUCCCAGUUGCACACAGAGGAUUGUAGCAGCAGCAGCAGCAGCAGGAAUUUAAUGGAUUCGGUUCGGAAGGGUGUAAGGCCCAAAGCAGGGGCUGUUCACUUUGGUCCUGAGGAGGGUGCAGCCAAUCACGUUCACUUUGAAGAGAAAUUACAUGAUUCUGUUGUCAUGGUGACCCAAGAGGAAGAUGGCAGCUUCUUAGUGAAGGUUGGUUUCUUGAAGAUCAGUCACAAAUAUGAAAUCACGUUUCUGCUGCCAGUCUCCCAGAACCUGCGGCAACAGAGCCAAUCUGUCCCCCUCGCUAACCUUUACUUGAAGCUGGUCGACAUCGCUCCAGUAGCAGAAGGUUACCAAGUCAAGUGUGAAUACAUCGCCCACAAGGAAGGCGUGGUCAGAGAAGAAAUGGCUUUGGCCAGCAAGAUUAAUGAUCGUUCCCCUGUAAAAGUUACAUUGCAGGCCCGAGUCCUGGACCGGCUGCACGGGACCCCUAUGUUGCUGGAAGGUGUCAAAUGCAUCGGCUCAGAACCAGAAUACGACUCCGAGCAAAGCGACUGGCAGGGAUUCGAUUAGCUGACCCCCCCGAACACUCAGCUCCAUUCGACCACAACAGCCAGGGUGUGUUCCUGAACGAUGCUGUGCGCGCUAAGCUGUGAAGUAACUUGCAAAGUGUACCUAUACCUGAAGAUUGAUCUUUCUCGCUCUCCCUCUUUAUUUUAGUACUUCAGUAUUCUGCUUGUAAAUGUUACACCCCUCUGGGAGCUAAACUUAAAAUGUGAAGGGAACUUCUACAAUGUCUGUCCUUUUAAAGUUUUGAGUGGGAUCUGCUUGUGUUGCCACAUAUGGAAUGACUCAGAGGAUAUAUGCAUUAAAUGUACAAUGGAGUACAAUUCAGAAUGUGUUUAUUUUGUCAUAUUGGAAAAUAAAUAAAUGAAAUCCAUUCUUAA
Messenger RNA from Hemiscyllium ocellatum (epaulette shark), 1084 nucleotides. RefSeq names its product adipose secreted signaling protein (gene adisspb). The transcript has 5 exons. The coding region runs from base 132 to 710 and encodes 192 amino acids. The record is from RefSeq and is a predicted model, not a curated record. Lineage: Eukaryota; Metazoa; Chordata; Chondrichthyes; Orectolobiformes; Hemiscylliidae.